AUGUCCGGAAUGCCUUCGAUUGAUACUGAGACUCCGGUGGAGUUGUCAUCCAAUGACCUGCCGGAUCGUCUUCCCUUUCCGCCGACUACCUACUCCAAUAUCCUCCAUUGUUCUUAUCACGACUGGCAUCCGCGAUACCGUACGCUCGUCCCUAAGUCGCGCUGCAUCCCUUUACCGUCCGCUUUUGUCGAAUAUCUGCGCGCCGACGGCAUUGUCCUUCCCCCCGAAGCCGCUCCUCCCACCGACGAUGACAACCUAGACACAUUCUCUGACUCGGGCGAGGAGGAAGUCGACCCUUCCACCGAAUGGGCAGAGAUCCACACCCAGAUUAAGAAUACGAUCGCCGAAUUCGGCGGCAUUGUCACUCCAAAGUUAAACUGGAGUGCUCCCAAAGAUGCAACCUUCAUGGCUGCCACGAACGACACUCAGUGCCGCACCCCGAAUGACAUAUAUCUCCUUCUGAAGAGCAGCGAUUUCAUUACCCAUGACCUGGACCAUCCCUUUGACGAUUGUGUGCCGGAUACAACAAAUGAUGAUUCAAUUACAUCUACCGUUGACGCCACAUUGCCGGAGGUGCCAUAUCACCUGGUCCUCCGCAAAUAUGUCAACUUCAACCCAUCUCUCGAAUUCCGUUGCUUCGUACGCAACCGUGUACUGCUCUGCAUGAGUCAGCGUGAUCAAAAUCACUUCGACUUCCUCUUCCCUAUGCGCGAUAUGCUUCGGUCCCGGAUUCAAUCAUUCUUCGAUGAAAAGCUCAAGGAUAGCUUCCCCGAACCCAAUUUCGUCUUCGAUGUAUAUAUUCCUGCGCCUCAUCAGCGUGUCUGGUUGAUUGAUGUGAACCCGUGGGCGCAGCGCACAGACCCAUUGCUGUUUAGCUGGCUGGAGAUCCUGAACAUGAAGGAUCCCAUUGGUAUCCAAGAGGAUGAUGGAGCAGAGGAGUUUGUCAGGAUCUCACUUCGUGACGGCAGUAUUAUCACCUCUGGUACCGCGGAAGAGCUGGACGACGGAGAGUCAAGCUCCGAGUCCGAGGAAGAGAAUGAUGACCCUGAAAAGGACGAUUCCCAAGCUCCGUUCCUUCCUGAAGUCCGUCUGAUCAAGAAGGACGACCCAGAAGCGUAUGCGUUUAGUUCAACACAGUACUCGGCCCAUAAGGUGCCGAGAGAGCUGGUGGAUGCUUCGCUUGCAGGGCCUGGCGGCAUGAGUGAGUUCAUGGGCAAGUGGCACGAGAUCCUCAAGCAGCAAGAGCAGGAAGAUCAAACCGCCGGUAGUGACUCGGACUAA
Messenger RNA from Penicillium nucicola, 1281 nucleotides. It is a transcript of the gene cdc123, whose product is annotated as cell proliferation protein CDC123. The record is from RefSeq and is a predicted model, not a curated record. The transcript is spliced from 2 exons. Bases 1 to 1281 code for a protein of 426 amino acids. NCBI's taxonomy places the organism in Eukaryota, Fungi, Ascomycota, Eurotiomycetes, Eurotiales, Aspergillaceae. Gene Ontology annotation, cellular component: cytoplasm.